Messenger RNA from Drosophila biarmipes, 1365 nucleotides. RefSeq lists its product as uncharacterized. Lineage: Eukaryota; Metazoa; Arthropoda; Insecta; Diptera; Drosophilidae. Bases 109 to 1251 code for a protein of 380 amino acids. The record is from RefSeq and is a predicted model, not a curated record. The transcript has a single exon.
ACAGAACCACCUGGAAAACAAAGAGAGAUCCACAUUAGAACACACAGUUCAUACAGAAAGUCUUAAAGUUAUAUAUAUUUUGAAAUAUUUCUAAACUUUUCAACAACAAUGCCCGCUCACGUGGACCUAACCCUGGAGGAGAUGACCAGGAUUGCCCUGGGUGUUCCCGAGCUGACCCAUGUAAACGUAGCUGUCCUCCACAGCCUCUUGAAUGUGCUGCUCAAGAAGCUCAACUGCCAGAAUGAUGUGGUCAGGAUCAGUGGCUUCGAGGGCAAGUGCAUGGAGCGCAUCCUCGAGCAGUCUAAGAUCUCGCCACUGCCCUUCGACGUGGAGGCAGUGGUGCCCAUUUCCGAGCAGCUGGACAAGGUCCAAGAGCUGGAGCAGCGCAUCAAGCAGUUGGAGUGCAAGUUGGAGUGCCACUUCCAGCAGAUUCGCAUUUGCAACAAGGCCAAGGACAAGAAGUACAAGAUCCACCUGGCCGAACAGUAUGCAUCCCCCUGCGAGGAUCUGUGCACCGUUUGCGAUGAGGACAACAAGAUUGCCUGCAGCCUGCUCGCCAACAUGGACUUCAUGAAGAAACUAAUGCGCCGCAUAGCCACUCCGAUCCUGAACCAAAUGGAGGAGGUCAGCCAGAAGCUGGAAAGAUUCUACAUCACUCUCAAGAACUUCCUCAAGCAAACCGAGGAUCUCUUCAAGCGCUUGGAAAUAGUCAAACAGUGUGUGGUGGAGAUCGAAAACCUAAGGUCUUUGGUUCAGGAGUACAAUCUCACUUUCCUGGGCACCAUGGAGGAACUUCAGGACAUGCUGGACAGCAAGUUGGAUAAAGUCCACAUGCCGGCUUUGAAGAAGUAUAUACGCGAUCGUUUUGAUGACAUCGAUCGGCGUUUGAGAUUGAUUGAGGAGAAGGAUGCCUGUCCCAGGGCUGCUGGCUUCAUCAACAAUGGCUUGUGCUGCCUAUCCUGUAAUAAUCCCAAUGUGGGUGUCGAUGUGGGUCCCCAGACCAUGGGCGUUUUCCCCGAUGCCCCUGUGAGGAAUAUGCCCCUUUUGCCCACUGCACCGCCGAUCAAUUGUCAAAAGACCGUGGUCUGCCGAUCCGUGGAGAAGGAACCCACUCUGAUGGUGCGGGUUAACAAUCUCGACCUGAGUGUCCUCGCCCAUCGACUCAAUCGUCCUGCCAAGGGCAAGGUCUGCAAAUUGCCCGAAGCCAAUGACGCCAUCUACGGCGUUCGCAAUUCCUGUGUUUCCGGUUAGUUACCACUCCGUUUUACUAGUCCCAAUCCAAAUCGAUGCGUUUAAGCAAUAAAGCAUAAAGUUAUGAGUGUGCGGACCCCCCCUCAAGACUGUUUCCGUUAAGCCGCAUAAAAA